Molecule: messenger RNA, 698 nt
Organism: Paramecium pentaurelia
Lineage: Eukaryota; Ciliophora; Oligohymenophorea; Peniculida; Parameciidae
Source: the annotation of a GenBank genome assembly
AUGAUAAAGGUUAUCAUAUUGUAUUAAUCAUUAGGUUAUGAUUUAUAUUUGGGAUAAAAAUAUGAUGAGGCAAUAUAAAUAUUAGAUAAAUCACUAUAAUAUAAUCCUAAUAACCAUUUAUCUCUAUGGUGUAAAGGUAAAAUUAUAGAUGAUUAAUAGGUGCAUGUUUAAGAAAUUUAAAUAAAUAUGAAGAUGCAAUCACUUGGUUAGACAAAGCAUUAGCUAUUGAUACUAAACAUGUUAAUUCCUUAUUUGAUAAAGGUAGAUUGAAUCAUAAUUUUAUUAAUAGGUUAAUGUUUAGAAAUUUAAAUAAAUAUGAGGAUGCAAUCACUUGGUUAGACAAAGCAUUAGCUAUUGAUACUAAACAUGUAUUUUCCUUAAAUGAAAAAGGUAGAUUGAAUCAUAAUUUUAUUAAUAGGUAAAUGUUUAAGAUUAUUGAAAAAAUAUAAUGAAUCUUUAUAAUUACUGGAUUAAGCAUUGUUAAUUAAUCCACAACAUUUAUUUUCUCUCUAAACUAAAGGUAUCAUAUAGUUGUAUUUUUUAGGAGAUUGUUUAAGAGAUUAAUAAAAAUAUAAAGAAUCUUUAAUUUAUUAUGAGAAAUCAUUAGAGAUUGAUCCAAAUAACCAAUAUUCAAAAAACUAAAAGGGUAUGCUUAAAUUAUUAAAUUAGAAUUUUGCUAAAAGAAAUUGAAUCAAUGA